GACGAAGGCAGCGGAGAGAAAAAACGGACGGCGCCCGGCUGUUUGCCUCCAUCGUGGUGCAAGGCGCAAAGCGCAGCGGAGAGCGAGGAGAGAGCUAGCGGUUCCCAAGUGUCUUAGUUUUUUGUAACCAUGGUGGGAGAAGACAAUAUAUCUCUAAGAAAUCGCCGAGCUACAUAUGGCACUGCAGAAGAGAAAGAUGACUUACCCAGCAGGCUGGAAGAGGACUGGUCAUUCUCUAAAUCAACCAAUGGUCGAAUUGAUGUUGAUCAUGCAAUAACAAGAAAGAUGCGACUCUUAGCAGAAGCAGAGCAGUUGAAGCCAGCAUUCAUGAAGGGCGUGGAGAAGCAUUUUACUGAAGUUGUCAAUAGUUUGGUUGCAAAUUCGGUGCUGCUGGAAUCUUCCCCAACUGCUUUUCCAGAGAAAGACAGUCACAAAAUUAAGGGAACAAGAGCCCCUCCAGAACAUGGAAAAGUUUUUAUUCCCAGAAAGUCUCUCUUGGAUGAGUUAUUUGAAGUGAAUCACAUCCGGACCAUCUACCACAUGUUUAUUGCUCUCCUCGUGUUGUUCAUCCUCAGCACACUUGUAGUGGACUUCAUUGACGAGGGAAGGCUUGUGCUAGAAUUUGAUUUCCUCGUUUACUCUUUUGGCAAAAUUUCCAUCGUCGUUCCAACUUGGCUUUGCAUGUUCCUCUCCACGUUACUUGUGCCCUACGCCCUCUUUGUCCAGUGGGCCCAGGGGUUCCAUAACUCCUCCCACAAGAUCAUCCGUUCUACUUUAUUUGGGGCACUGUUUGUGAUUUUCCAAACAGUUUGUCUUGGAUUUGGACCAACUUACAUUGUAUUGGCUUAUGAUCUACCGCCAGCCUCUCGUUUUAUAAUUAUACUCGAACAGAUACGUUUUGUGAUGAAAGCUCACUCUUUUGUCAGGGAGAAUGUUCCCCGAAUAAUCUCUGCUACUCCUCAAAAGUCAAAUUCUAUUCACCUUCCUAAAGUUUCCCAGUAUCUGUAUUUUCUUUUUGCUCCCACUCUUAUUUACCGAGAUGAAUAUCCCAGAACGCCCACAAUAAGAUGGAGCUAUUUGGCUACCAAGAUUGCACAGAUUCUUGGUUCAUUGUUCUAUGCUUACUACAUAUUUGUAAGACUCUGUAUUCCAACGUAUCGGAAUUACAGCCUGGGACACUUCAGUCUACGAGGACUAGUUCUUUGCAUCUUCAACUCUAUUCUUCCAGGUGUAUUGAUUCUGUUCCUGACCUUCUUCGCAUUCCUUCAUUGCUGGCUUAAUGCUUUUGCUGAGGUGCUCCGUUUCGCUGACAGAAUGUUUUAUCAGGACUGGUGGAAUUCUACAUCUUUUUCAAACUAUUACCGAACCUGGAAUAUCGUAGUACACGAUUGGUUGUAUUACUAUGCCUACAGAGAUUUCCUUUGGUUCUUUGGAAAAAAAUUCAAAGCAGUUGCUAUGCUGUCAGUUUUCAUCGUUUCUGCUGCAGUACAUGAAUAUACCCUGGCGAUUUGCUUGGGUUACCUGUAUCCAGUCAUGUUCUCCUUGUUCCUGUGUUUUGGAAUGGUUUUCAACUUCAUUCUCCAUGACCGGCGGAAAAACCCCAUUUUUAACAUCAUCAUGUGGGCGUCCCUCUUCCUUGGCCAAGGUGUCCUUAUUUGCCUUUAUGGGCAAGAGUUAUAUGCCCGUCAGUACUGUCCCAGGGAAAAUCCAACUUUCCUGGAUUAUGUGAAACCACGUUCUUGGUCUUGCCCCCUUAAGAUAUGAAGACCUCUGGGAGUUAUCAUUAGAACCGAGAUCAGAAGAUGCUCUUUAGUCAAACGAUAACAAAUUGGGUCCAAUGAUGUAAAUGUGUUGAGCCUUUUUUUAAAAAGGAAAUUGUAUGUAUUUCUGGAAAAUGAUGGCAUUUUGGCGCACUAGGCAGCUAAACCUGUAACAAGGCCCAAUAGAUUAUUCUCAUUCUUAGCUAUUCCAAUAUGAGCCAUUUCCAUGCUGGUCAUGAAAUCUGUUAAAAGGUUAGUGAAGAAAUUUCUAGUUGUUUUGCUUAUUGCAAAUAGUUCUCUGUGUACUAUUCCUUUUUACCCAUUGUUUCCUUAAAAAAAUAAUAUUGUGUGAUCUAGAUAAUAGUGACUAUUUGCAUAACUCUUCUAUCAGAAUCACACUUGAAAUGGGACAUUUGUACAGUAUUUGUACUGCAGAACGAAUAGGCCAGCUGCUACUUUUGUCCAGAACCUGAGGGGGAAAAAAACAGAUAUGGGUUAGGGGGGGAAAAAAUAAAGAACAGUUAAGGUACCUUUACAAUUUAUUUUAUUUCUUAAACCAUAUCAUAAAGGAUUGCUGAAAUAUGUUACUGAGAGCCCUCUUUGGUGAUGAAUCAAAGAUAUCCCUCCCUUGUAAGUGAAUGUAUUAAUACCUGGUUUCAGAUCACCUGCCACAAGGGGGCUUCUCCCCUAAUAGUAAUAAUAUAAAUAUGUGAUUUCUAUGGAUGCAGCCGUCCAACGGAUAUUAGUAGAAAUUGUAAUUUGGCCUCGGGUAAAUAAAAGUUGGGCAUGAUCCAACACUGCUUUUGAAGGGUAAAAUUAUUGCCUGUACGAAUAGUGUAUUGUGAAAAAUGUGUCUAACGUUUUGCUUUGACAUCUUUCAGUAUUUUUCUUUCAAAUUAAAGUAAGCCCAGUGUUAUUGACUGUACCACCGUCUAGUACUUCCCUUGAUGCCUAGUUUCUUAAUAAUCUGACAACACAAGAGUGGCCAUUUAUUACCAGGUUCAUUUAUCUUUUAGUUUUUGAACUGUUAAUAGAAGAACAUGUUAAGUACUAAACUUGUUGUAAAUUACAUGGCAAGCUUAUAGCAAAGUUAUCAGAGGCAGCCUUGUGGGUUCCAUUAACAUUCAGACUAGGAACAGUUUCUGUACUGAUGAUGUGUUCUAUUGAAGAUCACAGAAUUUAAAACGAAAUGCGUUUAAAACUUUCCUUCUCUCUUUAGUUUAAGACCAAUUUAAAUGUGAUAUUAUUAACCCAGUAUUGUAUGAUACUUUUUUUCCCCAAAAAGAGGUUGCCAUUUAAGACCAAUUUAAAUGUGAUAUUAUUAACCCAGUUAACAAUUGUAUGAUACUUUUUUUAAAAAGAGGUUGCCAUAAAAGGUAUAUUUUAUACUACCUUCUCUUCCUUGUUAUGAUCUUAGUUCAAAGAAUUUGGAAGUGAAGCUCUCUUUGUUUGCAAUCAUAGACAGUUUUCCCCCCCUAUCAAUAAAAAUUCAUUCAGCCAGCAAAUGUAGUUUCAUGCAUUAGAUUUCUGUGAGCUAGUCUUUCUCAACUAUGAGCAUAAUAUCUUCAGUAUUAAAUUAUUUACAAACAUUAUUAGUAUGUGAUCAUAUGCCCAUUAUUUUUGUGGUCAUAUGCCCAUUAUUAUUACAUUUAUUGAUGACCACUGCAGUGAUACAAAUCAUAAUUAGCAUUGAAGAACUGAGAAAAAAACCAUUGAUUUGGAAAACUUCAGCGUCCUGUUUAAAAUAGCAGUUUGCUCAGUAACAUUCCUUUGAAAGUAAUAACGGGAUGGAUUAGGUAUGGAACACCCUGAGACAUGUUUUUGCCAAUGUGACACAUAAUCACUACGUUGGUAGCUGACAGUUAAUACCCUACAAGGGCUGAUAUAUAGCCUGUGGAUAAAUAUUAGAGAACUCUGUUUCACUAGUCAAUGUGAACUAUUCAUAAGGCAUUGGGGCUGUGACUCAAUUAAAUAAAAUAGUUGGAGAUGGGGAAAAUAAAUACAGUCUAUAUAUAUAUUUCAGAAUUGAGUCAUGGUUCUCUAGUGCAUUAUAGAUACUGAUUGUUUUUUUCUCUUUGUUUUGUCUAAUUUUGUCAAACUGAACUCAUACUGCAUUUGUUUCCUGUAGUAUAACUUUAAUUACUUAACUGAAAUGAUUUAAUCUAACCACAGAGCACCAGAGUUAAUCUUUUUUUCCAGGAUAAAAGUAGCUUGAUAUAUAUUAAAAGGGCAACUGGAAGAUUUUCAUUCUGCAGAUAUAUUUUAAAUACCCUUUGAUUUCUGAAAAUUAAACAGACACGUUUCAAUACUAUGUUGUUGUUUUUUUUAAAAAAAAUUAGAAGAAGACAAGCUGAAGGAAACCUUGGAAGAUUU
Thamnophis elegans (Western terrestrial garter snake) is the source of this 4133-nucleotide messenger RNA. RefSeq names its product sterol O-acyltransferase 1 (gene SOAT1). Gene Ontology annotation, molecular function: cholesterol binding; cholesterol O-acyltransferase activity; fatty-acyl-CoA binding. Gene Ontology annotation, cellular component: endoplasmic reticulum membrane. Bases 130 to 1764 code for a protein of 544 amino acids. The record is from RefSeq and is a predicted model, not a curated record. NCBI's taxonomy places the organism in Eukaryota, Metazoa, Chordata, Lepidosauria, Squamata, Natricidae. The transcript has 16 exons. Gene Ontology annotation, biological process: cholesterol metabolic process; cholesterol efflux.